AAUGCUAAUGAUCUCACAGAAAUUGGAGUGGCUACUGUGACGUAACUGUCCCAAUGCUGUAUUGGAGGCUGGAGGCUAAAGGAAAAGCAAAUGGAAAUUGUGAAAGACUUGUUUCCUGUUGCCGAGGUGCUAAAGUGCUUGCUACAAAAGUUUUGUGAGUUUGUAGCACAGUUAACUGCGUAGACAUCUGACUACUUUGACAGUUCCAAUGCUUUGAAUUUCAGCCACACUCCUAACAUCUGCCUGAUCUCCAAAAUGCAAGAUGUAGUGGAACACAGAAGUAAAAUGGUGAAAACGUCAUCUCUUUCGUUGCUUGUGUUCCUGUUGCUAAUCCAAUGCUUUUGCAAAAUAGCAAAGAGUACAGAAGAGGAAAUUAUUGCACUAGAUCCUGAAGAUAUCAAAGUUAAAAUUUCACCAGGAUUGGUGAAUAUUUCCUGGAAUUGCACCAUAAAAAAGGACAUGGUAUAUCGCAUUGAUAUUCACGAGAAUCCCCUUAUUGAUGAAGCAUUCAAUUUAAGAAAAUGCUUUCAUGAAAUUAAAGCUGAUUUUGAAUUGCAUAAAGGCGUAUCUAUAAAUAUUACACCAGACAAGUAUGGUGAACAGUUAAAUUGGAACGUAACAAAGUUCUUUCCAUCAGGAGAUAUGAACAUGUCUGCUGAAAACAUAUCAUGUACUGUGUACAAUGUUUUCUAUAUGAACUGCUCCUGGGAUGUUGGCAGAGAAGCACCAAAUGAUGUCAUCUAUAAUUUUAGCCUAACCCAAAAAAGCAAAAAGUUACUAUGUCCUCGAUAUGGAACAGAUUCACGUGGAAGAGCAAUCAAAUGUUUUUUAGAGGUAUCAAAUAUUGACACUACCAGCACAGUCUACAUAGCAGUAACAGGAACAAGUAAUGAAAAAGAGAUCAUGUUCACAGAUGCAUCCUUUAAACCUGUUGACAAAGAAAUUUUAAAUCCACCAAAAAACUUGACAGUAAAUAAAACUUUGGAAGGACUGGUAUGUACUUGGGAAAAACCAAGUGACACAUUUAAAAAACAUUGCUUUCAAUAUGAACUCCAAAUAAAUCAGGAGUCCCAUACUAUUGAAAACAAAAACACAUUUACAAUACCAACACACAGUCCAGAUGAAGUGUUAACAAUAAAAGUCAGAGCAAAAUAUUAUGAGCGUUGUGGUAAAAAUGGAUGGGGUGAAUGGACUGAACCUUUAACAUAUGGGAGAAAGGAAUCAUCAUGGCUUACCCACCUUAUUAUCAUACUACUUAUAUGCACUAUUGUAGUUACCUUUAUUUCCAUAGUGUUGUGUCUCAGGUUCCGACUAUUUAAAAGGAUAUUCCCCCCAGUACCACAACCAGUUAAUAAAUUAAAGGAGUUUGUUCAAAGUGAAGAAAAUGAUAAGCAGGCACGAAGAGUUUCGACCACUGAAAUACUUGCGAUGAAAGAAGACCCGGAUUGCAUUUGUACAUCAAUAACUGAAGUUAACAGUAAUGUUUAUAUUAAUACCUUUUAAUAAAAAGGAGGACCAAGUUAAUGAAGAAAUUAUUUAAAUGGGUGCUCAUAUUACAUUAUUUGUUAAGGUAUUUGUUUCACUAAAUGAUGAACUUUGAGUUGACAAACUAACUUGCAAUCUCUAGAACAAACUAGUUAACAGCACGCAGUUUAAAAUGUUUUCCAACUUGGCUGGUUCCCCAAUUUGCCUUAGUGUUGGAAUCUUUUUUCAGCUGUAUUUCGUAUUUUACAAUAAAAUAGCAGAAUUGGAAGCAUUCUCCAAGUCUCCUAUUUAAU
This is a messenger RNA of Pelobates fuscus (common spadefoot toad), 1778 nucleotides long. Its product is annotated as granulocyte-macrophage colony-stimulating factor receptor subunit alpha-like. The record is from RefSeq and is a predicted model, not a curated record. Bases 256 to 1503 code for a protein of 415 amino acids. The transcript is spliced from 12 exons. Gene Ontology annotation, cellular component: external side of plasma membrane. Lineage: Eukaryota; Metazoa; Chordata; Amphibia; Anura; Pelobatidae. Gene Ontology annotation, molecular function: protein binding; cytokine receptor activity. Gene Ontology annotation, biological process: cytokine-mediated signaling pathway.